AUGGAUGACGAGAGCUCGGAGCAGAACAUGGUCGAUCUCUAUCGGUCCUUCGUCGGUGCCAACCAAAGCGAGGCCAACGUGGACUUCCUCCUCGGGCCCGGCACCUUCCAGUUCCGGCAAGCCGCGGCACAGGUCGCCGAUGAGUACCAGGUGCCCAUGCUCCUGUGGUCGCUGCCCGAUGAGUUGGCCGACGUCGGAACUUCAGAGCAGACUCCGCUGGAGUUGUUUCUGGAAGGGGGAGCCAGGAGCAGCCAGACGAACAGCGCUGCAGUCGAUUUCGGCCGAUACUUCCAAGCCUCCACCGCGUACAAUUGCGCCAACAACUUCUCCGCGCCAUCAGGCUACUACCUUCGUCGCGGAGCGGAGUUUCUGACUUGUGACGGCUACUGCGACGAGCAGCGCGACCUCGAUUUCUGCUGCAGGCCGGACGGUGGCCUGGUUGUUUCCGGCCAGUGGACUCCUUCCGAUGCAGUGGUGAGCACGGAUUGGGAAGACGGCUGCCUCAAGGGUGAGUCCAAUGGCAGCGUGUCGGUAUCCAUUUCCUUGACACUCUCCUUGGGCAGGUCGUCCCUCCCCGUGAGCAUCCUCUCCAUAUCGGAUGAGUUUCGUCAGCCGGACUUCAUCGUGCAAGGGCAUCGCAUCCCUGCGGAACUUGCUCAAGCUGACGUGCUUCCCGAUGGAGCCACAGUUACAUACAAUCAGAACUACCUUUCGCCAUCCAGCUGGAGUAUCUGCAUCCGGCAGAAUUGCACUGCCUUGACUUGCCCAGCGACGUACAGGCAGCGGGCGGGCGAGAACUAUUGCAUGGGGCAGCUCUGCAGCGCGGACAGCAAGGAAGACGUGGCAGCCUGCUGCGAGACGCAGGCAGAUGUCCGUUCGGACGUUCUCUUCAAGGUGCAGUGGUCCAGUGUUUUCGACUUGCUGCCACGGGCCGAGGUCUGGGCCCAGGACGUUCUGCAGCAGCUCGAAGUGCAGAUCCCUGCCGAUCCGGCCCCCGACGCUGACCUGGGCAACCGGCUCGCGUGCGUAGCGGAGUUCCUCCCUUCCUCCAACUACUACAGGGACCUAUGUAUCUCAUACAUGCAGUAUGCGCAGAAUACGCUCAAAUGGCAGACGAACAUCUCGCCCUUCGCGGUGCAAGUCGCCGAAGUGGGGAGGAUGCUGUCGCAAAUCUUCCUGAACCAGCCGAGGCCCACAGUGCUUCUCAUUUGUGGCUCUCUCAACUUCUAUGCAAGCAGCUUCUUCUUUAUGAAGAUGAAUCAGAUUGUGUUCCGCUCUGUUAUCUCCUGGGCGCCCUGGGAUAAGCAUUUGCUGGAUACAGUGGGUACAGGAGGGAGCUCCCUCAAGUACCGUUACCUGGAGCCCGUGCCGUGGCCCUCCACGACAGAGAUGAUCCGGACUGGCACUCGCAGCACUGAUCCGUUCACUGUGCUGGCUAGCUUGCAGGAGGACUACCAGACUGUUUCCAACAAGGAUUUGGCCCGCUACGGCAAUUUCCCUCCCCCGCUGCUCUUCCUGAUGUCGGCCUGGCAAGUCUUCGACGCCCUUGCUCUGAGCUUUGUAGCGUUUCGGAUUCAGAGCUUCGACCAGGAGCCCUUCGGGCGCAACACGAAGCUCAGGCUGCUUAGAGGCCGGAGGAAGCCCGAGCAGAGGGGCCUUGAGUUCAAGACGUUCUUGUCGCCCUCCUUGAGCUUCGAUUGGGGCGGCGAGCGGCUGGAGGUGCAGAGGGUAGACGUGUCGACCCAGCAGUUCGCCGCUGAUGAGGCUUCCACCGCGAUCGCUGGCGCCAGCCCAGCCACGACGUGGCAGGCGGCUAUGGCGCGUUACACCUACGGCGUGGUGCGACCCGCUGAUCAACUCCAAGGGAUUCUCUCCUUGGACACGUCGGCGGCGCUCGUCUACCCGUGCCCCAAGGGCUGCGUGGAGGAAGGAUCUAUAUGCGAGCCUUGUGCUCCUGGAUUCUUCCGUGCCGCCGACGGCAAUGCAUGCCAGAGGUGCCCUUUCGGCCACUACCAGGAUCAAUGGGCUGGCAGCCAGUGCUUCUUGUGCCCUGAGGGCGCCACCUGUGCGCCCAACGCGACGGAUGCGCCGGUGGCGAAUUAUGGUUGGUUCCUCGAGAACAGGGAGACUGCUCUUCCUGCGUCGGCCCUAGCCGCGCUCCGCGUACGCUUUUGUGAGAGGAACUUUGCGCUCUUCAACAGUGCGUCUGCCUGCUCGAUCCUUCCUGGUGGAGGGCUCUACACAUUCCCUACAUCUGACUUGAGCGGCUGGGAUGCCACCAAGCAGAUACCUUUUUGGAACCUUUAUCGCUGCAAGCCUGCGGAGAUCUGCCUGGGGGGCAACAUCUGCGCCGAGGGCCACCAAGGUGAGCACUGCGCCAGCUGCAAAGCAGGAUACAGCCGCUACCUGCGCUUCACCCAGGUUUGUGAGGUCUGCCCCGACCUCCUGAAUCAGUGUGCCAUUUGCGCUGGCGUUGUUGCUCUGCAGCUCUUCAUGGCUGCAUGGCUGUCCAGGGCCACGCUUAGUUCUGCGGCGGAAUCGAGCUGCCUGCAGGCACCUCUGGCACUGACGCUCUUGCAGAGCCUGCAGAUCUACUCGCUGCUCCUCCGAACAGUGAUCAAGUCCUUCAACCUGUCCUGGGCGACGAUGAUUCCGGUCGCGGAUAUCCUAAUGACGCCCUUCCUGCUUCCUUUGAUGAGCUGCCUUCAAACGGCGGAGAGUGUCGAGGGCGUGCAGUUGCACCUCCUCUCGAUCGUCCUCUCGGCGGGUUUUGGCUACUUCCUUGUCGGGCUGCGAUUCCUGGUGCGGAUUCGCCAUCGCAACGUGGUGAACGAUUUCCUGCGGCAUGUUCUGGCGCUGAACGUGGUCACGCUGCCCUACUGCAUCUACUGGGCGGUUCACUACACGACCUUCUGCUCUGUCAGGGAGGUUGUGGAAUCGGGUCCUGCAGCUUGCUUGCGUGCCUCUGGCCCGUCCUAUGCCCUGGCAACGGUUUGGUUUGCUGUUCACUGCGCUUCAGCCCCGCUACUACCUGUGGUUCGCCUUGGAAGGGUCGACGCUCUUCGUCUUGGCCGGCGCCGUCCCAGUGAUCGAUACCGUCUCUGGCAUCAUCCUGAAGCAGCGCGUCUCCUCCUGUGUGAUCUUCGCAGCAACCAUUUGUGCUUUGGGCAGCAUCUUCGAGCAGUGGCUGGAAGCUGUCCUGCAGGCGGGGACUGUGGGGCUGGCGAUCCUGGAUGCGUCCUACACCCGAAAUCAGUUGGAUGA
Symbiodinium sp. CCMP2456 is the source of this 3264-nucleotide messenger RNA. Lineage: Eukaryota; Dinophyceae; Suessiales; Symbiodiniaceae. The record is from the annotation of a GenBank genome assembly.